Messenger RNA from Knipowitschia caucasica, 1062 nucleotides. Lineage: Eukaryota; Metazoa; Chordata; Actinopteri; Gobiiformes; Gobiidae. The record is from the annotation of a GenBank genome assembly.
AUGAGAGGCAUUCAGUUUGGAGCAGCCGAACCUGAAGGUGAGGAUGUAGCCGAAAUUGAAGAGGUGGCAGGGAUGGACAUCAUUGAAGGACAACACCAUAAUGACCAUGUGAUGGAGACAGAGGGAUGUCUUGAACCAGUUCAAACUACUGAAGGAGUAUGCAAUGAAAUUCUGACAGAUGGACACCAAGAAGCUAAAAAGAAGACUGAAUGCUUCGCCCUCGUGCACUGUGUUAUUGUGUACAAAUAUAUAAACUUAAAGAAGACCUGGGAUGAUGCUCGUGAGUACUGCAGGGAGCACCACAAGGACCUGGCCACGUUGGAAAACACAGAAGAAGUGAAGAAGUUACAGAUUCCCUUUGGACACACCGCCUGGAUCGGACUGUUUGAUGACCCCGCCUCCUGGAAACAGAUGACCUCUGAGUCCAACUCCUGGAGAUGGUCUUCCACUGGGACCACCAGCCCGGGACAGUACCAGAACUGGAACAAUGUCCAACCAUCAGGUCUUAAAGAGUACUUCCGGAUCACUUCCCUAAAGUCCUGGUCCGACUCUCAGUCCUACUGCAGACAGAACUAUCAGGACCUGGCCACGAUCCAGACCUCUGCAGAAAACCAGGCAGUGAAGGAUCUUCUCCCCUCCUCAUCAUCCAUAGUCUGGAUUGGUCUGUACCGGGUCUCCUGGAGGUGGUCCGACGGCAGCCCCAAUCCAGACGCAGCUGUAAAUCCCACUUUCACUCUCAGACCUGAACGUUCUCCUCCCGUCUCUGUGAAACCCAGCUCUGGAGACGUCUCUACAGUCGCAGCAGAAGAUCAAAGUGUCUCCAGGGAUCCUCACAGUUCCACUCCUGAGCAUCAGCAGAACAAAGAACCAGGAUCCACGCUGCUGUUUGCGGGUGUGACUCUGGCGGCCCUCGUCCUCCUGUUAGCGGCUGUUCUGUUGAUAUUCUGUAGAAAGAUCAAAGGCCACAUGUCAAAAGAACUUCCUGUGAGUGUCGACGACAGAGACGAUUACGAGGUGGGAUCAGGGCUCUGCCAAUGUCUCUCUUUUAUUUUGAGCAAAUGA